Molecule: messenger RNA, 814 nt
Organism: Arachis stenosperma
Lineage: Eukaryota; Viridiplantae; Streptophyta; Magnoliopsida; Fabales; Fabaceae
Exons: 2
Coding region: 108-461 (117 amino acids)
Biological process (GO): nucleoside triphosphate catabolic process
Molecular function (GO): nucleoside triphosphate diphosphatase activity
Source: RefSeq, a predicted model, not a curated record
UAUUUAUAUUUCUUACAUUUGCACUCUCAAGUUGUCUAUAAAUUGUGCAUGCAUAGCAUUAGGAAGUAGUAGGUAUAUAAUAUAACUAUUUAGGAGAUACAUAAAUAAUGGAAUGCUCUAGAAGAUCAUCAUCAAGAGAUGUUUCUCUAAAGGAACUUAGCAGAAGGCUGGCUGAGUUUGCUGAAGACAGAGGCUGGGCUCAGUAUCACAGCCCCAGAAAUCUUCUUUUAGCUCUUGUUGGGGAAGUGGGGGAGCUAUCUGAAAUAUUCCAAUGGAAGGGAGAGGUUGAAAAAGGACUACCAAAUUGGAGUUCAGAAGAAAAAGAACACUUAGAAGAAGAAGUCUCAGAUGUGUUGUUGUAUUUGGUGCAGCUUGCUGAUGUUUGUGGCUUGGAUCUUGGUCAAGCAGCUCUCUCUAAGAUUCUCAAGAAUGCCAAGAAAUAUCCACUAAAUAAUAAUUAAUACAAAAACCAAUGCUUUUAAGUAUAUCGGUAAUAUUUCAAUAAAUUUUAACCGUGGAUCUUAAAUAUAUAUAUUAUAUAUAUUUUUUAUAAUUAAAAAUGAGUGAAACACUAGUGUACCGAUACACUUAAAUUUUUUUUUAUAUUAUGUACUACACUACUAGCUAGUGUGUUGUUAUGAGCGACUUUUUAUUUUUUGUGUUGUAGUAGUAAUAAUGUUUUUCAAUAACCUAGAAAUUUAGUGGGUUUUUAUUUUGUUUGAAUACCACAAAUCUGUAGUUUUUAUUUUAUUUUUUUUGUUUUAAUUUAUAAAACCGAUCCACCAAUUUGUUCUACAAUUAAAAAAAAAUCCAA